Drosophila ficusphila is the source of this 2460-nucleotide messenger RNA. Its product is annotated as trichohyalin. The record is from RefSeq and is a predicted model, not a curated record. Lineage: Eukaryota; Metazoa; Arthropoda; Insecta; Diptera; Drosophilidae.
AUGGUCGUGUCCGAAUCAGAAACCGAGUUAUUGAAUACUGAAUCAGGGCCUGAACCUAUGAGUGAACACCAGGCAGCUAUAACUGAUAAACUGGAUCUUGACUUGAAUCCCGAAACACAAGAAAAUCAUAAGGAUAUCAGCCAAAGCCAAGAUCGUGAAGAAAAAGAGGAGUCCAAGGAACUGGAGAAAAAUCAAAUAGAUUUGGGCAGUCCUACGAAAGAAGAUACAAAUAGGCCUCUAGUUCUUGAAGAAAGGCACUCGCUGUCCAUAGCGGAAACAAAAAAACGAAGAGCCAGUGUAUAUUCCAACGAACUACUUUUUAUCCCCAAAGAACUCGCCCGCAGUGAACUUCAACUGCGAACAAAAAAUCUGAAGAGAUACGCCAAAAAUCGUGAAUACCACCUACGAAUGCUGAAAUUUCCCGUGGUAUCCGGUCGUCCUCGAUACGUCGCCAAACAAAUGAAGAAAAGCCAGGAGAUCGAGAAUCUGAAUCGCAACGAAACCGAGGAAAAUAACCUGGAAAGCCAAGCGGAAAUAAAACAGGAAGAGUUUGUCGAGGAGCCAACCGAAGGACUGGAAGAUUUUAACGACUCACAGCUAAAUAUGCCUGAUUUGGGAGUUGAAAAUGGAGCUAAGAAUCAACUUGAAGACGACGAAGAAAUCAGCAUUCUUCUACACGAUUUGGUAAAAACGGAAGCCGAGACUGACAAUUUUGGGGGAAUUAAUCUUAAAAUCCUUCAGAGUCGCCGAGAAAGUGUGAUAAAAACAAUCAGCAAAUUUCGACAUUAUCCCUAUUUACGAUGGCAUAAUCCAGAUCAAGAAGGAAUGGAUUUUAAGAUGGAUGUUUUGAAGCAAGUGAAAACCAAAACGGAGCCGGAAACUCAAGAAGAAUUCUGUGAGGUUAAUAAUAUAAAUACCACAGAAAGCGAGAAUGAAUUUGUGCAGGAGGAAGAUCAAGAUCAAGUGGAAUUUAACCAAGAAAUGGUGAACCCUGAAGAGAUCGAAGAACCAACAGAUGUGGAACCCCAGUUACAGCCACCUGAAACCAGUGAUUACCUAAACCCUCCAACAUUAAACGAAUCAACUAAUGAAAUUCAACCUCAUAUGGAAAUGGCUGAAGUACCAGUGAAUAACUAUGUCCCAACUGUAUCAGAAUCCCUUGAAGUUCCCGAACUGCGAACAAAUUCAGAACUUCGUCAACAGCUCAUUCAUCACAUAGUUCAACCAAAUUUGUGCAACCAGGAAGUUUGUCAAUCGGUUACCUGCAAUAACAACGCACUCGAUCGAGUCAAUCAAAAUCUGAGGCAACAAUUUGCUCCGGAGUCUCAAUCCCAAGAUCUAAAUUAUCGGUUUAAUCCGCCAAACGCUGACAAUCACCUAGAGCAAUCGUUCCACAAGCAGCAAUUGCACCAUCAGCAGCAACAUCUGUACCAGCAACACCAUCAGCCAGUAAGCCAACAGCAACAGGAUAUUGUUUACCAGCAACAUCACCACGAGGCCGAUGAUGAAUUGCAGCAAAUGAGGAUCUUGCAUCAGCGCAUCAAAAGUCGAGAAGAGAAGCAAUUGCGUCAGCUGGAAAAAUCCCUAAAAAAGGUCCUGGAUGAGAAAAUGAAUUGUGAACGACAACAUGCCGAGGAAAACCGCUUGUAUAUGCUGAAAAUGGCGAAAAUAACUAAACUGGAGGAGAGUCUCCAGUUGAACAAGGAGCAACUGCAACGUCAAAUGAGAUCGGAUCUCAGAACUUUGGAGCUGAGAAUCACUGAUCAGCAACGACAGCAGGAUGAGAGGGCUUUGGCUUGGUCCUGGCAACAACAACAACAGCAGUUGCAGCAAAAACAGCAGCAGCAGCAUCAGCAACAUCAGCAACACCUGCAACUCCAGCAACACCAGCAACAUCAGCAACACCAGCAACAUCUGCAACACCAGCAACAAUUGCAAUUGCAGCAGCAACAAUUGCUGGCGCAACAGCAACAACAAUAUAUUCUGCAUCAUCCAAGCAACCAAGAAUCCCAGCAGCAACAUUCGUUUAUUUACGAUCCAUCACCUUAUUUAUAUCCAACUGCCUAUCAGGAAUCGAUUGUGUAUCAACAGCGCAUUCAAGCCUAUCACGAUCAGCAGAAUUUCAAUCCUGCAGAAUCGCAAACCACAGCAAUUGAAUUGCAGAGAAGAAUGCUCCUGCCUCCUCAGUACUAUCCACCCAGUAAUAGGACCUCCACCGAAUCCAGUUCAGCGUCCAGAAAAAUAAGGCAUCGUCGUGCAACAACUGAUCAAAGAUCAGAUCCAUAUAUGCCUCCGAUGAGGGGACCUUUGCCACCGGCAGCUGAAAUCAUGCAAUUCCAGAGACAUCCGCAAAUUAGUCCAGCUGCAGUCCAAAAUCAAGACCCCAGAAACGAGAACUUGGGAAUCACCUCCGUCUUGAAUUAUGUCGCCAAUUUCAUGAACUUGCGUGGGGAAAGAUAA